Cynocephalus volans (Philippine flying lemur) is the source of this 2142-nucleotide messenger RNA. It is a transcript of the gene BTBD18, whose product is annotated as BTB domain containing 18. Gene Ontology annotation, biological process: piRNA processing; positive regulation of transcription elongation by RNA polymerase II. The record is from RefSeq and is a predicted model, not a curated record. Gene Ontology annotation, cellular component: nucleus. The coding region runs from base 1 to 2142 and encodes 713 amino acids. Gene Ontology annotation, molecular function: protein binding. The transcript has 2 exons. Lineage: Eukaryota; Metazoa; Chordata; Mammalia; Dermoptera; Cynocephalidae.
AUGUGCUCUCCUGCCAGUCCCAAAAUCCUAUACAGGAAUCCCCGAUUCCUCCAGUUAGCUUUUCUGCAGCUUCAUCACCAGCAACAGAGUGGUGUGUUCUGUGAUGUCCUCCUGCAGGCAGAAGGUGAGGCAGUCCCAGCCCACUGCUGCAUCUUGUCGGCCUGCAGCCCCUUCUUCACAGAGCGUUUGGAGCAGGAGAGGCCAGCUCAGGGUCGGAAGGUGGUGCUGGAGCUGGGGGACCUGAAGAUAAGGACACUUAGGAAGCUGGUAGACUUCCUGUACACCUCAGAGAUGGAAGUAUCUCAAGAAGAAGCCCAAGAUGUGCUUUCUGCUGCCCGUCAGCUCCGCGUGUCUGAGCUAGAAUCCCUUCAGCUAGAGGGUGGAAAGUUGGUGAAGGCCCCACAGGGCAGAAGACUGAACCGAGAAUGCUUACAACCUCCAAAUGCUGCACCAAUCUCUGCUAGGGUGGUUGCACCUAGCCGCCGUCCUCGAACUCCACUGCCUCUUACCCUGACUCCCUGUCCUCUUGGGGCAGUGAGACUGAAGUCCUUGGGGAAGGAGGAAGGGCCCCAGGAGAAGAGCAACCGACAGAGUGCAGAAAACUUGUCUGGCACUCUUCUCAAGAGGAAGGCCAGAGUCUGCCCAACUCCACAAGAAAAAAGCUCUUCACCGUCAAGCCACAGUCAGGGUCCUAAGGAGAACAAGAGUGACUCUGCUCUUGGUCCUACACUUUCCCCUACCAGCUUGUACCCCUCCAUGGAUGAGCGAUUGUUGCCCAGAAAGAUCAGGCUAAGCCGCUCAAAGCCAUCUCCUGAUGUCUGUACGUCAAAGCCUUCCAGCAUUUUAAGCAGACCCAGCUCAGUGCCCACAGCCUCUGGUCGGCGUCUUUGGCGGCAGAGGAGUAUAAACAAACAAACACCAGAGGACAAGCAGAAACCAGGGACAGCUGGUCCUCUACACAGCACCCCCAGCCCAUCUGGUCUUGGAAAGACAGGUGGGAACAAGAAGCGGAGCCUUGAAGUCAGGGCACCUAACUCAGACUCUGCAGAGGAGGGGCAGGUUGGGAGAGUGAAACUUCGGAAGAUUGUCAAUGGGACAUGCUGGGAGGUGGUCCAAGAGCCUCCCCUCAAAAACUCUCAAGAUAGCCCCCAGAUCCCAGAGCCUGGAAGAGACUUACAAGAGUCUCCAGGGAGUCAGCCAUCCUCAGUUAAUGAACAGGAAAUGUCAUCUACUAGAAUAGAACUGUGUCAGGACUCCCUCAAGUGCUCUAGGCUACAAGACAUUCUGCUCUCUGCUAGCCAUUCUCCCAACCACCCAGUGGUGAAGUCUGAACCUGGGUGCAGUUCAGAGCUGGUAGGGAAGGAACCUGUGUUGGAUAUUGACUACAAAGAGCCCUAUGCAUUUGACACAGCCCUGCUCAGGCAGCCUUGUGAGGCUGAGGAGUACCGCAUCACAAGUGCUGCUGCUACCAGUGAGCUAGAGGAGAUCUUGGACUUCAUGCUGUGUGGCUCAGACAUUGAGCCACCUAUAGGUCAUCCAGAGAGUCCUGCAGCUGAGAGCUGCAGGACCCCCAGUUAUCACCUUACAGAAACAGGAAAGAACUGGAUUGAAGGGGAAGAGUGGUGUUUGCCCGACAUGGAACUCUGGCCUAGGGAGCUCACAGAACUAGAAAAGGAACCUGUUGGUGAAAACAGAGAGCCAGUUGAACCCCUUAGCCCCCUUGCCAUGCCCUCUGAGAUGAGUGAAGGAGAGGUGCUUUUAGUGAGAGGCUCUUGGACUCCAGACCUUGAAAUUACCACCUCCCAGCCACUGGAUGGUCAGGGAGACAAAUUUCUCCACAUUGACUCUUUUGACCCUCACCAAAGGUCUUAUGGGGACCUCUCACCUCCCUACUCAAACUGGGCAGAGACUGGGCUGGAAGUGUCUCUAACUAUGGACGAGGUAUUGUACCCUGCUCCAGAGGCAGGCAAGGAGGUAUCUGGUAAAUCUGAGUUGCUGGGCUCACUUUCUGCCAGCUCUGAAGAGGAAGAGAUCGAUGUGGUGGACUGGACAGCAGAGGGGAACCUGGUGCCCAACAGUAUUCCUUCUGUAUGGCCUGACCCUUCCUCAGAGUCAGAAACAGAGGUAGAUAUACUUACGUAG